Fusarium poae is the source of this 2898-nucleotide messenger RNA. RefSeq lists its product as uncharacterized. Gene Ontology annotation, biological process: cytoplasmic microtubule organization; spindle assembly; mitotic cell cycle. NCBI's taxonomy places the organism in Eukaryota, Fungi, Ascomycota, Sordariomycetes, Hypocreales, Nectriaceae. The transcript is spliced from 2 exons. The coding region runs from base 1 to 2898 and encodes 965 amino acids. The record is from RefSeq and is a predicted model, not a curated record. Gene Ontology annotation, cellular component: gamma-tubulin complex; centrosome; equatorial microtubule organizing center. Gene Ontology annotation, molecular function: gamma-tubulin binding; microtubule minus-end binding.
AUGGAUGAAUAUCAAAAAGACCCUGCUGCUGUAUUCGCUAUACCGGACUUUUGGAAAUCGUCAAAAUGGCUGCAUGAGUUGAAUGGCAAUGCCAAUACACGAGAUCCAUUCUUUUCCUCCAGACUCAGAGAUGGCAUAGAUUCUGAUCUAUUACAGCUUGGCCAUGUCUCUGUCGAAAAGAGCGGCUUCUUCAAGUUACCCACACAAUUUGGGCUUCAGUCCGAGCUUGAUACAGAAACCGAUGUCACCCCCAACAAUGAUGGCCCAGUACCUACAGAAAGCGUGCUUAGCUCAGAGCCCGAGGAGAAUAUCUGGGCAAACACCGAUGUGCCAGUCAAGAAUUUACCAGAGCACAAGACAUGGAAUGGCUUCAUUGCAGGCACACCAGCAGGAAGGCAGCCGCUGAUGGCCAGCGAAGCCGGAGCAACCGUCUAUGAUGCUUUUUUGAGUUGGUCCAUCGACCCCCUCGAGCUCAAAAACUCCAAAGUCCCUGUUGUUGAUAUUAAAGCCUAUCUGCCCUCUUUACUUGCUCUGGCCCUUGGCCAGGAGUCAGUACUUUUCUCCAAACAGGAGGCAGGUCGCUUCUUCAAAUCAACGAUCCCCAAUAUGAGAGUUACAGGCUAUUCCAAGGAUGUGCUUCGUGGAUUGGAAAAGCAAUGUCACAGAUGUGGUUCAAUGCUUUUUGAAUUGCGCUCCUUUGUUAAUUCCACUUAUGCAAAACGUACUUCCAAGUGUGGUGUUGCCCUAGCUGGUGCCAUCGAUCAGAUUCUGAAAGACGUCCAGCGAUAUGUAGCUCUCCAUGGGCAAACGCCCCGGUCUCUUUUGGAGCUUCAGUCGACCGUUAAAGGGCUCUUGGCAAUCCUCGUUCCCUUUCAAAGGCUUACUUCCAAGUUUCGCAAAGGUUACUCGGAUGAACAUGUUCUGUCUUUUGUGUUUCACGAGGCGUACUCCGUCGACUAUGGCGAGGAGCAAUUACGUGGCAUCAUGCGUGAAGUGUUGCAGCGAGUCUCCUCCCCCUGGAUUGAGUUCUUGGAAGAAUGGAUCGGAACGAGGCAAGAGGAAGGUAUUCCUUUGACAAAGGCCAACGUUGGGGCCAGCAAAGGGUUCAUCAAAGUCGACACGGAGAAAUACACAGACGAUUUUGGACACGAAUGCGAAGAUAUCGACUUUCGAUUGGACGACAGUAAGAUGCCUCACUUCAUGCCCUUUGAUAUUGCCAAGUCCAUUUUCGAGACGGGGAAGAAUCUGCGGUUCAUUAGGGAGUGUCACCCAGAACAUCCUUUGGCUUCGGCCCAUAUCAUCAACGCGACUCAACCACCAAAAGUUGGAUGGCUUUAUGAUUGGGACGCUAUCGAAGAUCUUGAGAAGCGGGUCACCAAAUACCAUGAUGAUCUCUUGCGGGCGAUUCGCGACCACUCAUCUCAUCAACAAGCAUUGGUGCCAAAUGGGCCUGGACAUACUAUUCAACUCCAUGAUCCAGCAUUAUUUACGGAUGAGGAUGAUGGGUCAGAAAUUCGACUUCUAGGCGCUCUCACGGCACGUAUGGAUGAGCCCUUGCCUGAUGUUGUGAGUAAAGAGGACACCUUGAGCCAAAUCCUUCGUGAACGACUGGUGCAAUCUGUCACAAGAAAGUCGAAACCACCUACUAGUGGUUUCGACUUCACGCCUCAUCCGUCGCUUCUCCCUGUGCUUUCAUUCGGAGGCAUUGCUUCAGCCCAAUCAGAGAUUGUUAACCAGGAAAGUCUACGGCUGCUGUUUAACAACCACGACUUGCGUGGCCACCUGAAGAUGCAUCGCGACUUUCAACUUUUCGGCAGCGGCAUGUUUAUCAGCCGUUUGUCUCACGCUUUAUUCGACCCCGACCUGGAAACAGCUGAACGGCAAACGGGGGUCGCACGGCAAGGAGGGGUCAUGGGACUUCGUCUGGGUGGUCGAGACACUUGGCCACCAGCCAGCUCGGAGCUGCGACUUGCGCUUAUGGGAGUCUUGGCUGAAAGCUUUGAUUCUGAUAAUAAGUUCGCUACGAAUAAGUUGGCCAGUAUCUCUCGAGAUGCAUCUGAGUUGCCGGGAGACAUGAGUUUUGCUGUACGAGACUUGACGCAGGAAGAGAUCGACAAAUGCAUGAACCCAGACUCAUUGGAGGCACUUGACUUUCUGCGUCUGUCAUACAAAGCACCAACCGCGUUGUCAAGCAUCAUCACCCCGGUCAUUCUGACACAGUACGAUCGAAUCUUCAAGCUCUUGUUGAGGAUUUUACGGAUAGUCUAUGUUGUCAAUCAGUUGUUUCGGGAUGUCAAUGCAAGAACUAGUCGCUGGGCCGACCCCGAGGACAUUUCAUUCCGAUUCACACGCGAGGCACAUCACUUCGUUUCUGGCAUCACUUCCUUCUUCAUGGAUGCUGGAGUCGCUAUCCCUUGGCAAGCAUUCGAGGCCAAACUCGACAAAAUCCAAGCCAACCUGAAAGACCCCUUGAAUACCAAGAGCAGUCCUGAUAAAGUCGAAAGCCCCGAUAGGCUACGCGAGUUUCAUUCAAGAGUACUGGACCGAAUCAUGCUUUCUCUAUUCCUUCGAAAACGUCAACAGCCCGUGCUGAAUCUGCUUGAGGAAAUCUUCUCUGCAGUCUUGGAGUAUGCAAAAUUCUCCCGAAUGAAAGCUAUAGAGAAGAACCGAGCCCCGGACUCGGGAGAGACGCAAGAAAUGCAUCGUCUAUAUAAAAAGUUCAAAACAAAGGUACAGAUUUUCAUCACUGUUUGCCGAGCUUUGACAGAAAAAAGUCGGUCCACGAGCAACAAGGUUUCAGAUGAUCUGGGAUUAAAACAGGAGGGCAUUGGCGAAGAUCAUAUGGUUGCACAGCUUUUGAUGAAGUUGGACAUGAGCGACUACUACACUAAGCACUAG